This is a messenger RNA of Hemisphaericaspora subhashii, 2274 nucleotides long. It is a transcript of the gene SEC23, whose product is annotated as GTPase-activating protein. The transcript has a single exon. Gene Ontology annotation, cellular component: COPII vesicle coat; endoplasmic reticulum exit site. Bases 1 to 2274 code for a protein of 757 amino acids. Gene Ontology annotation, biological process: COPII-coated vesicle budding; intracellular protein transport; endoplasmic reticulum to Golgi vesicle-mediated transport. The record is from RefSeq and is a predicted model, not a curated record. NCBI's taxonomy places the organism in Eukaryota, Fungi, Ascomycota, Pichiomycetes, Serinales, Debaryomycetaceae. Gene Ontology annotation, molecular function: zinc ion binding; GTPase activator activity.
AUGGACUUUGAAGCAACUGAAGAUAUCAAUGGAGUACGUUUUGCCUGGAAUGCAUUCCCUUCCACUAAAGUUGAAGCAAGUAAAAUCGUUGUUCCAACUGGUGCACUUUAUACUCCUUUAAAAUUAAGAGAUGAUUUACCAAUUGUAGCUUAUGAUCCUUUCUUUUGUGGAAGUCAAACAUGUAAGGCAAUUCUUAAUCCAUACUGCUCGGUUGAUCCAACUGGUUACUGGCGUUGUCCAAUUUGUUCUUAUCGUAAUCCAUUACCUGCUCAUUAUCAUGGAAUAUCUCCUGACAAUUUACCAACUGAAUUACAACCUGAAAGUUCUACUAUUGAAUAUAUCACGGCUAGACCAGUUCAAAACCCACCUAUUUUCUUCUUUGUUAUUGAUUUAUGUCAAGAUGAAGAUAAUUUAAACGCAUUGAAGGAAACUUUGAUUGUGUCUUUGAAUUUAUUACCACCAAAUGCAUUAAUUGGUUUAAUCACUUUUGGUACUAUGGUUCAAGUUCAUGAUUUGGCUUCUGAGAAUAUCGCAAGAUCUUAUAUAUUUAGAGGUGAUAAAGAAUAUACCGAUAAACAAAUUAGUGAAAUGUUAAAUCGUCCAAGAGCAAUGAUGCCACAACAACAAAAUUUACAACAACCACAACAGCCACAAUUUGCCAAUACUUUAGCUAGAUUCUUCUUACCAGUUGAAGAUGUUGAAUGUCAAUUGACUCAAACUUUAGAAAAAUUAGGAAAGGAUCCUUGGCCAGUUGCUAGUGGUGAUAGAGCUUUAAGAUCUACUGGUAGUGCUCUUAAUGUUGCUGCUAGUUUACUUGGAUCAACAUUCCCAGGAUUUGGUGCUAGAAUUAUGUUAUUUUCUGCUGGUCCAGGUACUUUAAACCCAGGAUUAAUUGUUGGUCCACAAUUAAAAGAACCAAUUAGAUCACAUUCUGAUAUUGAUAAAGAUAAUGCUAAACAUUUCAAAAAGGCAUCUAAAUUCUAUGAUUCAAUUGCCUUAAAAGCAGUUAAAAAUUCCCAUACUAUUGAUGUCUUUGCUGGUUGUUAUGAUCAAAUUGGGAUGUUAGAAAUGAAGAAUUUAUGUAGUUCCACAGGUGGUACAUUAUUAUUAUCAGAUGCUUUUACGACUUCGAUUUUCAAACAAUCAUUCCUUAGAUUAUUUAACAAAGAUAGUGAUGGAUAUCUCUUGAUGGGAUUCAAUGCGACUUUUGAUAUUAAGACAUCACGAGAAUUAAAAGUUAGUGGAAUAAUUGGUCAUGCAUCUUCUUUGAAUGUUAAAUCGGCAAAUGUUUCCGAAAAUGAAUUAGGUAUUGGUGGAUCCUCACAAUUUAAAAUAUGUGCACUUUCACCUCAACAUACAUAUGCAGUAUUUUUUGAUGUUGUAAAUGCAGUUCAAUUACCUCAAAGUUCCCAAAGUUAUAUUCAAUUCAUUACUCAUUAUCAGCAUGCUUCAGGUAGUUAUCGUAUUAGAGUCACCACAAUUUCUAAUUUCUUAACUGGAGAUGAACAAACGUUAACCAAUUCAUUUGAUCAAGAAGCUGCUGCAGUCUUAAUGGCGCGUGUGACACUUUUCAAAGCUGAGCAAGAUGAUGGUGCGGAUGUUUUGAGAUGGAUUGAUAGAAUGUUGAUUAGAUUAUGUCAGAAAUUCGCCGAUUAUAGAAAAGACCAGGAUGAUACAUUUAGAUUAGGACCACAAUUCCAAUUAUAUCCUCAAUUUAUCUAUUAUUUAAGAAGAUCACAAUUCUUACAAGUAUUCAACAAUUCUCCUGAUGAAACUGCAUUCUAUAGACAUGUUUUAUUGACUGAAGAUACUAAUAAUUCGUUGAUUAUGAUUCAACCUACAUUAACCUCCUUCAGUUUGGACGGAGAACCAGAACCAGUAUUAUUAGAUUCUGUAUCCAUCAAGGAAGAUCGAAUCUUGUUAUUAGAUACAUUUUUCCAUAUUUUGAUCUAUCAUGGUAAAACCAUCGCACAAUGGAGAAAAGCAGGCUAUCAAAACCAACCAGAAUAUGAAAACUUUAAAACCAUGUUGGAAGAACCAAAACAAGAAGCAGCGGAAUUAUUGGUGGAUAGAUAUCCAUUACCUAGAUUUAUUGAUACCGAAGAAGGUGGAUCACAAGCUAGAUUCUUGUAUUCGAAAUUGAAUCCUUCUACUUCUUAUAAUAAUCCUGAGUAUGGUGGAGGUGCAAGUGGUGCGAUUGUUUUGACUGAUGAUGUGUCGUUACAGGUAUUCAUGACUCAUUUGCAGAAAUUGGUCGUGAGUGGAUCUACUUAG